This is a messenger RNA of Salvelinus fontinalis (brook trout), 2573 nucleotides long. RefSeq names its product 2-oxoglutarate receptor 1-like. Gene Ontology annotation, biological process: G protein-coupled receptor signaling pathway. The transcript has 2 exons. The record is from RefSeq and is a predicted model, not a curated record. Lineage: Eukaryota; Metazoa; Chordata; Actinopteri; Salmoniformes; Salmonidae. The coding region runs from base 1316 to 2356 and encodes 346 amino acids. Gene Ontology annotation, molecular function: G protein-coupled receptor activity. Gene Ontology annotation, cellular component: plasma membrane.
CUGAGGGAACAGCACUGACUGACUGACUGACUGACUGACUGUAAGUUUCCAUAUCCCUAACUGUACUCUAGCCUUGUUUAUACCUAGUACUAACAUACGUCUUUUGUCCUGAUCUUAUCCACAUUCGGAUUGUGCCCACAUUGUAGCUGAUGCAUCUACACACGGUAUUAAAAUGUGUCUCCUAUCCUUCCACUGUGUCUGCAUUGUGACCAGAUUCCCUGGUGCCUCCCAGUAUGCAGAUUAUUUGACAAAUAUUCUUUCAAAAUAAUAUGUAUUUAUUUAUUUUAAGACAUGGUGUUACCUGUCAAUGAUUUUAGAGACCGGUAUAGUGAUGAUUUAAAUUAUUUGACCAUCCAAAUCAGUUUAUACUUGAAUGAUAAUAUCCAAAUACUCUGGGUGAAGAUCUGAUUGUGAUCAGAUCACAAUGUGUCUUUUAAUCGUCUACACCAGUCUAAAAAUGUGGGCACAAUCAGAACAAAGGACGCAUGUUAGAACCAGGUAUAAACGGGGCUUCUGACUCAAUGUGUAUAGUACAAAGAAACUAAGGAUGAUUUUUUUUAUUCUAGUCUAGCGUUGAUCAUACUUCUAGGUGGCUGCACAUGUUACAGUAUUUUCUGAAAGCAAGAAUACAUGAAGUGCAGAGUAAAAAAGUAAUGAACAUGAUGAGAAGGAAUAAUCAGACCUGAGGUGUAAACUUUCCACUGGCAUGGAGCGGAUUUUUUGGUUCGUGUAAGCUGCCAAACAAACCUGAGACUGUCUCACACCUUUUGUGAUAAUGAGACCAGAGGGAACUAGAAAUUAGCAUUUUGAAUUAGUAUUAGUAUAAUAAGUUUAGAAGUUGAAAUUGUUAGAGGCUAGUGUUGAAAAGGUGAGCGUAAGUGACUGUUUUAGAAAUAGUAGCUGUGGUAGAAGUAGUAGUAGUAGUAGUAAUAGUGUUGACUGUGGUAGAAGUAAGCCUAAAAGCAGUGAUAGUUACUGUUGGUGGGUUCUACAGUCCUGGAUAGUUUCAUCAAGUUUUUAAGUGCGCCUUGAAUUCUAAAUAAAUCACAGACAGUGUCACCGGCAAAGCUUCACGGUGGGAAAAAUACAUGCUGAGGUCAUCCGUUCACCUUUUCUGCGUCUCACAAAGACACGGAGUUGGAAAAAUACAUGCUGAGGUCAUCCGUUCACCUUUUCUGCGUCUCACAAAGACACGGGGUUGGAAAAAUACAUCUCAAAUGUGGACUCAUCAGACCAAAGGACACAUUUCCACCCAUCUAAUGUCCAUUGCUCGUGUUUCUUGGCCCAAGCCAAUAACAACACUCACAUCACGGUCAUGUCUAGCGCCAUCUACGGCGGGAACAAAUCCGACGAUAACUGCACCAGCGUGGACAGCCUGAUGAAACACUACUACCUGCCCGUCAUGUACAGUGUCAUUUUCGUUGUGGGGCUGCUGGGUAACGUCACCUCCAUCGCCAUCUACCUGGCCAAGCUACGACCCUGGAAGUCCAGCAGUAUCAUCAUGUUCAACCUGGCGUUGACGGAUCUUCUGUAUGUUCUGAGUCUGCCAUUCAUGGUCUACUACUACACCAAAGGUGAAUCCUGGACCCUGGGCGACUUCAUGUGUCGUUUUCUGCGUUUCGGGUUCCACUUUAACCUAUAUGGUAGUAUACUGUUUCUCACCUGUUUGGCUGUGUUUCGAUAUGUCGUGGCGGCGCAUCCUCUGAGAGCGGCGCAGGUGCAGCAGAAGAGGUGGGGUAUCUUGGCCUGCGCCGCGGUCUGGGCUAUAGCCGUGGCAGAGAUCGUGCCCAUGCUCACCAUGAUCACCAUGGAGACUAAAGACAACAAGACCUACUGUUUGGACUUUGCUAGCGGCGACCCGGAUGUCCUGUGGUGGUACGGUUGGCUGCUGACCGUGCUGGGCUACCUGCUGCCCCUGGUGGUGGUGGUGGUGUGUUACGCCGGUAUCGUCCGUGAACUAGCCAAGGGGCCCCACACUCACAGCCCUUGCCGGGGACGGGCACGUCGCCUCACUGUACUGAUCCUGGUGGUGUUCGUGGUAUGCUUCCUGCCGUACCACGUCCUGAGGAUCCUAAGAGUAGACACCAGGAGGAAGCCUGAGUCGUCAUGUAUGCUGGUGCACUGGGUCCACGCCGCUUAUAUCCUGUCCAGGCCCGUAGCGGGGCUCAACACCUUCUUUAACCUGGCUCUGUACACCCUGGCCGGGGACAAGUUCCAGCAGGCCUUCCUCAGUGUGUUCCCCUGGGGCCCCUGGUGGACCAAGGUCAGGACUCAGCUCAAACUCAGCCUGGCUGUCGUCAGUAAGCCCAGUAACACAUCUUCAGCCGAAAGGAGCCAUGGAUAUAGCAUGAAAUAAGGACAUGAGAUAUAAUACAGUGUUCUGUUUCAUUCUGUGUGGACAUUACUAUCAUGGCAAUAUAUUGUCCUACAAUAUUGUAUAUACUGUACUGUGAUCCUGUAAAUAGAAAACCUUUUGUCAGAUUUUAUUAUACGCCAGUAUGAGGUUUACAAUAUUGAUGUGGUUUCUAUAAAUAUAUUAGAUACUUGUAUUGAGUGACUUUAUAUCUACUGUA